Messenger RNA from Anolis carolinensis (green anole), 4339 nucleotides. Its product is annotated as zinc finger protein 135-like. The record is from RefSeq and is a predicted model, not a curated record. Bases 635 to 1876 code for a protein of 413 amino acids. The transcript is spliced from 3 exons. NCBI's taxonomy places the organism in Eukaryota, Metazoa, Chordata, Lepidosauria, Squamata, Anolidae. Gene Ontology annotation, cellular component: nucleus. Gene Ontology annotation, biological process: regulation of transcription by RNA polymerase II. Gene Ontology annotation, molecular function: DNA-binding transcription factor activity, RNA polymerase II-specific; RNA polymerase II cis-regulatory region sequence-specific DNA binding.
CACUUUCUUUCCAGCCUUUUCUUGCCACCCGUCAAUCAAAGCUGCAGAGGCAACCAAUGGGAGCCUUGGGUGGGCGGGGCUUCGCGGGCUCAGCCAAUGGGAGGGAGCGGGCCGGCUUGACGGGCGAAGACGAAGGAGAAGCCGAGUCAGGAGGAGGGCGCUUCUCCCUCCGCCAUUGAUUUGUGACGCGGGAAGGCGGCGGGGGAAGGAGAGAGACAGAGAGAGAAGCGUAACGGUGAGGAAGAUGGAAGCGAGAGGAGGGCCCCGCCAGAGGAUCUUGGAGAUAAUAACAACAACAACAACAACUUUAUUCUUAUACCCCGCCCCAUCUCCCCGAAGGGACUCGGGGCGGCUUACAUGGGGCCUUGCCCAGACACAACAAUAUAAAAGCAAAACAACAAUGGGGACAUGAGGGUCCCAUGGAGCCACCACUGGUGUGAUGAGAAACAAACCAGCUUCUAGUGGAUAUUGAAGAAUUUGGAAACUAAAGUCCGGUAAUGACACCAGUCCUGUAGGAAAAUAAAUCUUCCCAAGGUGCGGAUCUGGUUGAAUUCUUAAACUCCCUUUCGAUCGGAAAUGGAAACACAAGAAUCAAGUGUCCAUAAUACAAUUGUAUGUACAUAACACUGUCAACAUGGAGGAGAAAACAUAUAAAUGUACUGAAUGUAAAAAGAUUUUUGGUCAGCUUGCAGCUCUGAAGAGACAUCAAAGGACUCACACUGGGGAGAAACCCUAUAAAUGCCUGGAGUGUGGAAAGAGCUUCACUCUGAUUGGAAGUCUGCAUUCACAUCAAAGGAUUCACACGGGGGAGAAACCCUAUCCGUGUCUAGAGUGUGGAAAGAGCUUUGCUUGGAGUGGAUCUCUAAGUUCACAUCAAAGGACUCACACGGGGGAGAAACCUUAUAAAUGCCUGGAGUGUGGGCAGAGCUAUACUCAGAGUGGAAAUCUACGUUUACAUCAAAGGACUCACAUAGGAGAGAAACCCUAUAAAUGUGUGGAGUGUAGACAGAGCUUUACUCAGAGAGUAAAUCUACACACACAUCAAAGGACUCACACGGGGGAGAAACCCUAUAAAUGUCUGGAGUGUGGACAGAACUUCACUCAUAGUUCAGGUCUAUGUUCACAUCAAAGGACUCACACAGGGGAGAAACCCUACACAUGCCUGGAGUGUGGAAAAAGCUUCACUCAUAGUUCAGGUCUACGUUCACAUCAAAGCACUCACACUAAGGAGAAAUCCUAUACAUGUCUGGAGUGUGGGCAGAGCUUUGCUCAGAGUGGACAUCUACGUAGACAUCAAAUGACUCACACUGGGGAAAAACCCUAUAAAUGCCUGGAGUGUGGAAAGAGCUUUACUCGUAAUUUUUGUCUACAUUUACAUCAAAGGACUCACACGGGGGAGAAACCCUAUACAUGCCUGGAGUGUGGAAAGAGCUUUGCUAUCAGGGGGCAUCUACAUUCACAUCAAAGGACUCACACGGGGGAGAAACCUUAUAAAUGCAUGGAGUGUGGGCAGAGCUUUACUCAGAGUGGACAUCUACGUUUACAUCAAAGGACUCACAUAGGAGAGAAACCCUAUAAAUGCGUGCAGUGUGGACGCAGCUUUACUCAGAGGGGAAGUCUACGUAGCCAUCAAAGGACUCACACUGGGGAGAAACCCUAUACAUGCCUGGAGUGUGGAAAGAGCUUCACUUAUAGUUCAGGUCUACGUUCCCAUCAAAGGACUCAUACGGGGGGGAAACCCUAUACAUGCCUUGAGUGUGGAAAGAGCUUCACUAAGAGUGGAAGUCUACGUUCACAUCAAAGGACUCACACUAGCGAGAAAUCCUAUACAUGUCAGGAGUGGGCAAAGCUUUUCUCAGAGGGGACAUCUACAUAGACAUCAAAGGACUCACACUGGGGAUAAACCCUAUCAUGAUGAAAUAUGAUAGAUAGUAUAAAUGAAUUGUAUGAAACAUGAAUGAAUGAGAGUUAAUAACUUUGGAGACACCAUUCUGAAAAUCAAGGCCUGCAAUGAAAAAAAUCAUUAAGUACACUUAAAGGUAAAGGUAAAGGUUUUCCCCUGACGUUAAGUCCAGUUGUGUCUGACUCCGGGGGUUGGUGCUCAUCUCCAUUUCUAAGCUGAAGAGCCGGCGUUGAAGAGCCGUAGACACCUCCAAGGUCAUGUGGCCACUGGCAUGACUGCAUGGAGCGCCAUUACCUUCCCGCUGGAGCGGUACCUAUUGAUCUACUCACAUUUGCAUGUUUUCGAACUGCUAGGUUGGAAGGAGCUGGGGCUAACAGUGGGUGCUCAUUCCGGGAUUUGAACCUAGAAUCAUAGAAUCAUAGAAUAGUAGAGUUGGAAGAGACCACAUGGGCCAUCUAGUCCAACCCCAUUCUGCUAAGAAGCAGGAAAUCGCAUUCAAAGCACCCCCGACAGAUGGCCAUCCAGCCUCUGCUUAAAAGCUUCCAAAGAAGGAGCCUCCACCACGGCCCCGGGGAGAGAGUUCCACUGUCGAACAGCCCUUCUCACUGUGAGGAAGUUCUUCCUGAUGUUCAGGUGGAAUCUCCUUCCUUUCCUGUAGUUUGAAGCCAUUGUUCCAUUGUGUCCUAGUCUGCAGGGCAGCAGAAAGGAAGCUCCCUCCCUCUUCCCUGUGACUUCCCUUCACGUAUUUGUACAUGGGACCUUUUGGUCUGCAAGUUCAGCAGCUCAGCGCUUUAACGCCCUGCAUCACCACCAGGGGCCCAACUACACUUAGGAAAUGUAAUUAAAAUUCGCUGAACUGCUGACAUUGAUAAGAACUGUGACAAAUGAUUAACUGUUGAACCUUUUGUGAAAAACAACUUGUUUACGUUAAUCAGAAACAAUGGAUCUUUAAAUUAAGGGAAUUUUACAACAUUCCUUAUGUUGAGAAAGAAGUCAAGAAAAUGUUUACAAUAUUCCUUAUGUUAAGAAGUAAGUCAACACAAGGCUGCUUGCAUUUGACAAUACCAAUUACACAGAGUCAACAUCCGCCAGGAAACUGAGAUGGAGCCAGGAUCUUUCAGGAUGGAAGACGUCUAUCAUUCAUUUAUAACUUUGAAACAACAUCAGCAGAAAUAUUGCUGUAUAAGAGAGAUUAUUACAACCCCAAAAGUGUGGCACACAGCAGAGCUGCUCACCCACCAUCCUCUAUGGAGAGAUGGUCUAGGAAGAGAGUCCGAUCUGCAAUGGGAUGCUGGAGUCUAGACCAGGGGUCCCCAAACUAAGGCCCGGGGGACGGAUGCGGCCCACCAAAGACAUUUAUCUGGCCCCCACGGCACAAGGGCUUGAAAGGGGUUGGGCUAAAUGACCCAAGGGUUCUCUUCUCUUAAAACCAUUAUUAUUAUUAUUAUUAUUAUUAUUAUUAUUAUUAUUAUUAUUACUGCUACUACUAAUAAUAUUAUUAUCAUUAAGGCUGGGUGGCCAUCUGUCAGGGGUGCUUUGCUUGUGCUUUUGGUCCACAGAGGCAGAAGGGGGUUGGACAAAAUGGCCCAAGGGGUCUCUUCCAAGCCUCUAUUAUUAUUAUUAUUAUUAUUAUUAUUAUUAUUAUUAUUAUUAUCAUCAACACAACGACGUUGUAUGGCACAGCAAACAAGAUAGAUAUGCUGGAUUUCGUUUUGCAAAACCACAAGUCGAACACUUCCCAAGUGUCUAGGACUGUGUGAUGUAUUAUCUGAUGAUGUGUGCAGAUCCAUUAUUAUUAACAUUGAGGCUGGGUGGCCAUCUGUCAGGGGUGCUUUGCUUGUGCUUUCAGUGCACAAAGGCAGAAGAGGAUUGGACUCAAUGGCCCAAAGGGUCUCUUCCAUCUUUUAUUAUUAUUAUUAUUGCUGCUGCUGCUGUUGUUAUUAUUUUUACUAUUAAUUAUUAUUAUUAAUAUUAUUAUUGCUCGGUGGCCAACUAUAGUCCGUCCGGCCCUCCAAUGGUCCGAAGGAUUGUGAACUGGCCCCCUGUUUAAAAAGUUUGGGGACCCCUGGCCUAGACAUUGGGACCUCCUUUUCUCAAGGGAAGAGAACGGCGUGCAUUUUGGAGUCAUGGUCCUUGUUGCAGGGAGUCAGUUUCUGCUGUAUGGAAAACAGGGAUCUGAUCCUUGGCCUUGUUCUUCGGAAAAGGAGGCAUUUUGGCCUUUUAGAAGUCUUGGUGCGUUGGCAGAUUUGCAAGGAAGCAGUCUGGAUGUUUGUAUGUGUCAGUGAACGCUGAGUGAAAAUGUAAUCUCCCCUUGUUUGUUUGUUAGCCAAUGUAACUGUAGAUUGUUUGUGAAUCUGUAUUUCAUUCUUUGUGCAAAAGUUCUGAUCUACCCUCUCACACUGAAAUUGCAAUAAAAGAACUUUUGUUUAAAAAGUA